Molecule: messenger RNA, 1390 nt
Organism: Racocetra persica
Lineage: Eukaryota; Fungi; Glomeromycota; Glomeromycetes; Diversisporales; Gigasporaceae
Source: the annotation of a GenBank genome assembly
AUGUCGUUUCCAGAUCAAAUGACCUAUGGGAAAAUGUUCAAAUAUAAUGUAUUACGAAAUGAAAAUAUAACACUUGCCCAGGGUGAAGAUGCGAUAGAAUAUACUUAUAUCAAGUUUGACGGAACACUGUUCUGGAACUCAAUGACAAUAUUUCAACGUGAGUUCCCUGGGCGUCAGAGUAGUUUAAAUUACAUGCUUGAUACUCUAGAAAUCCCUUCCAAGAUCAGGUUGAGUUACAGACGUAUAGAUGAGAUUGUACUGCUUGCUAUUGAAACAGCCAAGAUUCAAAAUGAAAUAACAAAAUUAAAUGUUGAUUCGAUGGAUUAUCAUAACAAGAUCGAAGAACUCAAUUUGAGACAAGGUAAAGUUAUCAACGAUUUACAUAGAGAAAAGGAGGUUGAAAAACUUUAUGCGAUGAUUUAUAACUGUGAAUACGCGCAACCAUUCCGUGGUGGUAAAACAAGCAUGCUGAAUUGUCUUAUAGCUAAGGAGUAUAAUAAGGAAUAUAAUGACAAACUGGUAUCAUACGGCAUCAAAGAUAAGAAGAAAUUUCAAGGUGCGGAGGUAAUCGACCCAGAGUCCGGGUAUUACAUGGAUCCUAUUUAUGUACUUGAUUUUGCAAGUUUGUACCCGUCGAUAAUGCGUGAAUACAAUAUGGGACCCGAUACGCUUAGAUAUGAAAAGCCCAAUGAGAAACAUCGAGUGGUACAUCUCAUAGACAAUAACGUAGGAACAAAUCAGGAUAUAUACUUUAUCCAUGAGGAUACCCAAGAAAGCAUUAUACGAAACAUUCUCACGGAUCUGAUAAAAAAGAGAAAAGAAGCCAAAAAAGAGCAUGACAAGUAUAUUGGGAUUAAUGAUAUGAUGUAUAAUAUACUAGAUCAGAAGCAACUUGCAUAUAAAGCAUCGGCAAAUGCAUUAUACGGAGGCCUAGGUUCACCAUAUCUCGGUAUUGCUAUACCAGUGAUAUCACAGUGUGUGAUCUUUGUUGCUCAGGAACUGAUAAAAACUUUAAAAAAAUUUAUAGAAUCGUAUCACACCAGGGAAUAUAGAGAUGACCAUAACGUGAUCUGUGAUGAAACCAGUGAGGUAAUCUAUGGAAACACAGAUUCUUGCCUAGCACGAUUACCAAAGCAUAUCUUAUGUUGUAUACUUGAAAAGUACUAUGGCCAUUUAAAAUACAUCGAGUUAAAUAAUGGUUUGGUAAAGAAAUAUAAAGAACUUAUAUUCAAGAUGUACGAUGAGCUUACCAAAGAGGGAAGCAUAUUUGGUAAAAAAGUAUGUGAUGCAUUCAACGUGUUUAACCGUGAUCGUGGAAUUAAAAUAGUUAUAUUGGAAUAUGAAAAACUUUUAUUUGAUUUGACGCUAAAUAACAAGAAACGCUAUGCGG